Molecule: messenger RNA, 2668 nt
Organism: Alnus glutinosa
Lineage: Eukaryota; Viridiplantae; Streptophyta; Magnoliopsida; Fagales; Betulaceae
Product: conserved oligomeric Golgi complex subunit 3
Exons: 24
Coding region: 116-2479 (787 amino acids)
Biological process (GO): intracellular protein transport; Golgi organization; intra-Golgi vesicle-mediated transport
Cellular component (GO): membrane; cis-Golgi network; COG complex
Source: RefSeq, a predicted model, not a curated record
AAUCUUGUUAUUCUUCUGAAUCUAUUACACUUGCACACAAUUCACAAUACGCAUGUCGAAGCACCACGUCUGGAUCUGUGGAGGAGGACGGUUCAGCUGAGGCCUGAGAGCGCAAAUGGCAAGCACGAAACCAAGCCCUCCUACGCUUCCGAAAUCGGGGGCCAUUUCUAGAGGCUACAACUUUGCCUCUACUUGGGAGCAGAAUGCUCCUCUGACGGAGCAUCAACAAGCGGCAAUUGUAGCGCUGUCUCAUGCGGUUGCGGAGCGGCCUUUUCCGCCCAAUCUGGCACAAGAUCAUGUCUCUCACCCGGAUAACGCCUUGUCCGUCUCCGUUUCGGCCGAGGACAGCUCUGUCCGAGUUUCUGCUCCUACAAUUCAACCAUUCUUGGUCAAUACAAACCAGUUUUACAAGUGGUUUAACGAUCUUGAAUCGGCAAUGAAGUCAGAGACGGAGGAGAAAUAUCAACAGUAUGUAAACUCUUUAACAGAGCGCAUACAGACAUGUGAUGGUUUACUUAGUCAGGUGGAUGACACCCUACACUGCUUUGAUGGACUACAGCUGGAGCACCAGACAGUAGCUAUAAAGACAAAAACUCUUCAUGAUGCGUGUGACCGGCUGGUAAUAGAGAAGCAAAGACUGAUUGAAUUUGCAGAAGCACUUCAUAGUAAGCUCAAGUACUUUGAUGAAUUGGAGAAUAUUGCUUCCAACUUUUAUUCUCCAAAUAUGAAUGUUGGAAAUGAGAACUUUCUCCCACUGCUCAAGCGGCUUGAUGAUUGCAUUUUGUAUGUUGAAAGCAAUCCACAGUAUGCAGAAUCCAGUGUUUACUUGCUCAAAUUCCGACAACUUCAGUCUCGAGCUCUGGGAAUGAUACGUUCUCAUGUACUUUCUGUUCUCAAAAGUGCUUUUUCUCAGGUCCAGGCAGCAAUCCGAUCUAGUGGCAACAACAAAGCAACUGUUUCUGAAGGUGUAGAGGCAUCUGUUAUAUAUGUUCGUUUCAAAGCAGCAGCAAGUGAGCUUAAGCCACUGCUAGAGGAAAUUGAAAGCAGAUCAUCUAGGAAAGAAUAUGUUCAACUUCUUGCAGAAUGCCAUAGAUUAUAUUGUGAACAACGGCUUUCCUUGGUUAGGGGCAUAGUGCAUCAACGGAUAUCUGAAUUUGCGAAGAAAGAGGCAUUGCCAUCAUUAACUAGAUCAGGAUGUGCAUAUCUAAUGCAGGUCUGUCAGCUUGAGCACCAACUGUUUGAUCAUUUUUUUCCAUCUUCUUCAGAGGAUGUUUCAAGUUUGGCUGCAUUGAUAGAUCCUCUGUCUACAUAUUUGUAUGAUACACUCCGCCCAAAACUUAUUCAUGAAACAAAUAUCGAUUUUCUGUGCGAACUUGUUGAUAUCCUCAAAGUUAAAGUUUUGGGAGAACAGCUAAAUAGGCGGAGUGAAUCGUUAGCUGGGCUACGCCCUACAUUACAAAGAAUUCUAGCGGAUGUUCAUGAGAGGUUGACUUUUCGUGCUAGAACACAUAUUAGUGAUGAGAUAGAGAACUAUAUUCCUUCCGAUGAAGACUUGGAUUACCCUGCGAAGCUGGAACAAUCUGUUGAGAAUAAUUCAGAAAUUUCUGCUGCUGAGGAAAACCCAGAUGUAUAUAAAACUUGGUAUCCGCCGCUGGAGAAAACUCUUUCCUGUCUUUCGAAGUUGUACCGCCGCUUAGAAGCAGCAGUUUUCACUGGUUUAGCACAGGAAGCAGUAGAAGUUUGCUCCAUAUCUAUCCAAAAAGCAAGCAAACUCAUUGUAAAGAGAUCAUCACCAAUGGAUGGCCAGCUCUUCCUUAUAAAGUAUCUCCUUAUUUUAAGGGAGCAGAUUGCACCUUUUGAUAUUGAAUUUUCAGUUACACAUAAGGAACUUGAUUUCUCCCACUUGCUGGAACAUUUAAGACGUAUACUUAGAGGUCAAGCCUCGCUAUUUGACUGGUCAAGAUCAACUUCUUUGGCAAGGACUUUAUCUCCCAGAGUUUUGGAAAGUCAAAUAGAUGCCAAGAAGGAACUUGAGAAAAGCCUAAAAGCAACAUGUGAGGAGUUCAUUAUGUCAGUCACUAAGCUAGUCGUGGAUCCUAUGCUUUCAUUUGUUACCAAGGUGACAGCUGUGAAAUUUGCACUAUCCUCGGGCAAUCAGAAUCAAAAGCUAGAGUCGGUUAUGGCCAAACCACUCAAGGAUCAAGCUUUUGCUUCUCCAGAUAAGGUGGCUGAACUUGUUCAGAAGGUAAGUGCUGCUAUACAGCAAGAGUUGCCACCAGUAAUGGCAAAGAUGAAGCUUUAUCUGCAGAACCCAUCAACACGAACAAUACUUUUCAAACCAAUAAAGACAAACAUUGUGGAAGCCCAUGUACAGGUACAAUCCAUGUUAAAAGCAGAGUACUCCCCUGAAGAGAUACAAAACAUCAUCAAUAUGGUGUCCAUACAGGAUCUUCAAGCACAACUUGAUAAUCUCCUGUAAGGUGCCCAUUGAAUUACUUAAAAUGCCUAAUCUUCCAUCAAUGAGAUGAUCUUGACGUUGCUGAUAGGUUUAUAGGAAAUUAAAAUGUUCAUUAUCUCCAUCAGUAGUUAACUUUUUCUUAUAGCCAUGUUGCUUGUGAUAAUACUCGCAUGACAAUCAUAAGUCGGUAAGAAGAUGGAAUCUGAUUAA